CUCUCGGAGGCGGGGGCCUUCGGCCAAGAUGGCAGCGUACCUGCAGUGGCGGCGCUUCGUUUUCUUCGACAAGGAGCUGGUGAAGGAGCCGCAGGGCAAUGAUGGGGCUGCUCCCGGGGCCGCGCCUGCCUCUGGAACCGCUGCUUCCAAGUUCCUUUGCCUCCCUCCUGGCAUCACUGUCUGCGACUCAGGCCGAGGGAGCCUAGUCUUUGGAGAUAUGGAAGGCCAGAUCUGGUUCUUGCCCCGCUCCCUACAGCUUACCAGCUUCCAGGCCUACAAACUACGGGUGACACACCUCUACCAGCUGAAACAGCACAAUAUUCUGGCAUCUGUUGGUGAGGAUGAAGAGGGCAUCAACCCCCUGGUAAAGAUCUGGAACCUGGAGAAAAGAGAUGGUGGCAAUCCACUUUGCACUCGAAUCUUCCCUGCCAUCCCAGGAACAGAGCCGACUGUUGUGUCUUGUUUGACUGUUCAUGAAAAUCUCAACUUUAUGGCCAUUGGUUUCACAGAUGGCAGUGUUACAUUGAACAAAGGAGACAUCACCCGGGACCGGCAUAGCAAGACCCAGAUUUUGCACAAGGGCAACUAUCCUGUUACUGGACUGGCAUUUCGCCAAGCGGGAAAGACCACUCACUUGUUUGUUGUGACAACUGAGAAUGUUCAGUCCUAUAUAGUUUCUGGAAAGGACUACCCUCGUGUGGAGUUGGACACCCAUGGUUGUGGCUUGCGCUGUUCAGCCCUAAGCGACCCUUCUCAGGACCUGCAGUUCAUAGUGGCCGGGGAUGAGUGUGUCUACUUGUACCAGCCUGAUGAACGUGGGCCCUGCUUUGCCUUUGAAGGCCAUAAACUCAUUGCUCACUGGUUUAGAGGCUACCUUGUCAUUGUCUCCCGUGACCGGAAGGUUUCUCCCAAGUCAGAGUUUACCAGCAGGGACUCACAGAGCUCCGACAAGCAGAUUCUCAACAUCUAUGACCUGUGCAACAAGUUCAUUGCCUAUAGCGCCGUCUUUGAGGAUGUAGUGGAUGUGCUUGCUGAGUGGGGCUCCCUGUACGUGCUGACGCGGGAUGGGCGGGUCCACGCACUGCAGGAGAAGGACACACAGACCAAACUGGAGAUGCUCUUUAAGAAGAACCUAUUUGAGAUGGCAAUUAACCUGGCCAAGAGCCAGCACCUGGACAGUGAUGGGUUGGCCCAGAUCUUCAUGCAGUACGGGGACCAUCUCUACAGCAAGGGCAACCAUGAUGGGGCUGUCCAGCAGUAUAUCCGGACCAUUGGAAAGUUGGAGCCGUCCUAUGUGAUCCGCAAGUUUCUGGAUGCCCAGCGUAUCCACAACCUGACUGCCUACCUGCAGACCCUGCACCGGCAAUCCCUGGCCAAUGCUGACCACACCACCCUGCUGCUCAACUGCUACACCAAGCUCAAGGACAGCUCGAAGCUGGAGGAGUUCAUCAAGACAAAGAGCGAGAGUGAAGUCCACUUUGAUGUGGAGACAGCCAUCAAGGUCCUCCGGCAGGCUGGCUACUACUCCCAUGCCCUCUACUUGGCUGAGAACCAUGCACAUCACGAGUGGUACUUGAAGAUCCAGCUAGAGGACAUCAAGAAUUAUCAGGAAGCCGUUCAGUAUAUCGGCAAGCUGCCUUUUGAGCAGGCAGAGAGCAACAUGAAACGCUAUGGCAAAAUCCUCAUGCACCAUAUACCAGAGCAGACGACUCAGUUGCUGAAGGGACUUUGUACCGACUAUCAGCCCAGCCUUGAAGGCCGAGGCGAUAGGGAGGCUCCAGGCUGCAGGGCCAACUCAGAGGAGUUCAUCCCCAUCUUUGCCAACAACCCACGAGAGUUGAAAGCCUUCUUGGAGCACAUGAGUGAAGUGCAGCCUGACUCACCGCAGGGCAUCUAUGACACACUCCUUGAACUACGACUGCAGAACUGGGCCCAUGAGAAGGAUCCGCAGGUCAAAGAGAAGCUUCAUGCAGAGGCCAUCUCCCUGCUGAAGAGUGGCCGCUUCUGCAACGUCUUUGACAAGGCCCUGGUGCUCUGCCAGAUGCAUGACUUCCAGGAUGGGGUCCUUUACCUCUAUGAGCAGGGGAAGCUGUUUCAGCAGAUUAUGCACUACCACAUGCAGCAUGAGCAGUACCGGCAGGUGAUCGCUGUGUGCGAGCGCCAUGGGGAGCAGGAACCCUCCCUGUGGGAACAGGCACUCAGCUACUUUGCCCGCAAGGAGGAGGACUGCAAAGAGUACGUGGCAGCUGUGCUCAAGCAUAUCGAGAACAAGAACCUCAUGCCACCCCUUCUAGUGGUGCAGACCCUAGCCCACAACUCCACUGCCACCCUGUCUGUUAUCCGGGACUACCUGGUCCAGAAACUGCAGAAACAGAGCCAGCAGAUUGCACAGGAUGAGCUCCGGGUGCGGCGGUACCGAGAGGAGACCACCCGCAUCCGCCAGGAGAUCCAGGAGCUCAAGGCCAGUCCAAAGAUUUUCCAGAAGACCAAGUGCAGCAUCUGUAACAGUGCCUUGGAGUUGCCCUCAGUCCACUUUCUCUGUGGCCACUCCUUCCACCAACACUGCUUUGAGAGUUACUCGGAAAGUGAUGCCGACUGCCCCACUUGCCUCCCUGAAAACCGGAAGGUCAUGGAUAUGAUCCGGGCCCAGGAACAGAAACGAGAUCUCCAUGAUCAGUUCCAGCACCAGCUCAAGUGCUCCAACGACAGCUUCUCUGUGAUUGCCGACUACUUUGGCCGAGGUGUUUUCAACAAAUUGACUCUGCUGACCGAUCCUCCCACGGCCAGGCUGACUGCAAGCCUAGAGGCGGGGCUACAGCGGGACUUGCUCAUGCACUCCAGGAGGGGCACCUAAGUAGCUUGUGGGAAAGGAUGUGAUAAUGGAGGCACAUCAGUAGGGACAGAGGGGGACAGUGGCAGGGCUGUCGCACAGGAGUCAGGCAGACGUGCACAGGACUCCACUCUGAUCUGAUGUCAUAGUCCUCAGGACUAAAGAGGAUUUUCUUUUCCUGCCUCCUUGUUUGGCCAGCCGGCCAUUCUUCCUGUUGACUUUUCGAGCAGUGUAGAUCCUUCCAGACCAGCGGGGGAGGGCACCUCAGCAACCUCUGUAUAUGGACAAUAGCUGCUUUGUUCUCUAUCCAAGAGCACUAGGCUGUGCUUGGGUCAUUGCUCCCAGAGUCUAUAAAUAAAAGCAUAUAAUGAUUUGGGGGUUGAAGGAUUUAUUCUGGGGACUUCUGGGUGAUUCUUAACUGUGCAAAAUGUACUUCUUUCCCUCUGCUCUCCUAGAGCUCCACUUGCCUUUCUACAGAGUUCCUUAAAGAUUAUGUUGAAGUGAGUUCAUUCCAGGAAUGGGUGGGGCUUGUGGCAUCUGGUAGAGUUCAAUUUACUGAAGAACCUCUGCAAAAGACUUAAUGCCUGAGCUCCAAGAGCCACCUGGACCCAGGCCCCCCAAAACAGCUCCUGCUCUUUAGUCUGGCUGGUCUCUAUAGCUCUUGUUUGGACAAAAUAUUCAAGCAGGAGGCAGAUUCUGGUGGGGAGCCUCCUUGGGCCUUUGUAAUGGGUAGGUUGGUGUCUUGCUGUAAUCAGUACUAGAUGAUAAGCAGGAUAAAAGGGUCUUUAUUGAAAUAUUUUUUUUCCCCUCUGAAGUUGUCAGCUGAAGUUUGUGCUGCUAGGUGUCUGCGUGUAAUUUGGGUUACACUGCCUGUUGGAAAAUUGCUCUUACAGCGUUGUUUAAUUGAAGGAAGUAACUUGGAUGUUGUGUUUAGGUAGUAUUUAGAAGAGACAGAGUACACUACAUUUGUAGUGGCUAAGAAUACAAACUUUGGAUCAGCUGACCUGAGUUUGAAUCCUAGUUUGACUUAGGGCAACUCUUACCUUCUCCGAACCUCAAUUUCUUCAUCUGUACAUUAGGAAUUAUAAUACCUUUCUUGUACGGCUAUUGUGAAGGCCUAAGGAGUGAAUAGGUGUCCAGUUCUUUGCACAGUGGUUAGCAUAUGGGUACUCACUAUGUGGUUAUUAGUGAUGUUGGUGGGUAAAGCACUUUUCCUAACAAGCCCUUUUUCCACUAAAUUAAUAUGUUGGCACUCCCAUUUCACAGUUGUCUUUAGGCAUGACCUUUGAUCUCUCAACCAUUUGUUUUAUUUUAGAAAUAGAAACAUUGGGGCCAGCCCAGUGGUGCAGUGGUCAAAUUCAUCUGCCUCACUUCGGUGGCCCAGGUUUCUGGGUUUGGAUUCCUGGUGUGGACCCACACCAUUCAUCACCAUGCUGUGGUGGUGACCCGCAUACAAAAAGUAGAGGAAGGGUGGCACAGAUGUUACCUCUGGGUGAAUCUUCCUCAACAACAACAACAACAAAUAGAAAUGUUACCUACUUCAGGGCUGUAGCAGAGCUAAGUUUGAGCAGAGCAAAGGAAGUGCUACAUAAGCUGCACUAACUGCUUGAGCCACAGCUAAGGAGAUAAAGCUCUAGAAUUCUGGAUGAAUAGUGUCCUGGAGCACACAUCUAAUUUGUGGGUGUUGAAUCCAGCCUAGCAUCGUAAGUUGCUUAAGGAAUCUGUACUUCUAACGCAGCAUUAUAGAGUUAAUAUCCUUUUCCUAUUGGGCAUGGCUAACUGGCAUAAAUGACUGUCCCUUUGGGUGGUGGUAGGAGGGGACUGCAAAGAGUUUACUUUGUGGGUAAAUCUGGGCCACUGACCAUCAGUAUCCUGGCUCAGAACGAGGUAUAGGUAAAAGUAGAAAUGAAUAGCUGGUAGGCCUGGGUCCUAAACCAGGAAGACGGAGGCAAACGGGAACCCAGCCCCUCGUCCGUCUGGCGGAGGAGGGGCAGUAACAGACAGGUACGGUCUUCUCUGUCGCAAUCAUUCGAAUUCCCGCCCGGCGGAGGUGCCUCCUCUCGAGGGCGGGCGCCGGAAAUGACGCAGGGCCCUUCGUAGAGCCGGGAGUCAGACUGCAGGAGGAGCUGAGGCCCCGCGUGCACCCGGUGCCAGCCGGCCGGGACCUCCGGCUUCCCCAGAUCCCGAGGGACCUUGGCGGCGGCCUUUGGCCUCCCUCCUGAGCACAGCCAUGUCUGGUAAUGGCAACGCGGCCGUAACGGCGG
Molecule: messenger RNA, 5094 nt
Organism: Diceros bicornis minor
Lineage: Eukaryota; Metazoa; Chordata; Mammalia; Perissodactyla; Rhinocerotidae
Gene: VPS11
Product: VPS11 core subunit of CORVET and HOPS complexes
Exons: 17
Coding region: 29-2854 (941 amino acids)
Biological process (GO): organelle fusion; endosome organization; intracellular protein transport
Cellular component (GO): HOPS complex; endosome
Molecular function (GO): protein binding; protein-macromolecule adaptor activity
Source: RefSeq, a predicted model, not a curated record